AUGGAUCAGUUUGAGGACAGAGAGGACAGAGUCCUUCUCUCUAAAACCGCUCUGUGUGGAGAACAUGAGGACCCAAGCAAAGCUCAGAGAUUGGACCAGCAGAGCUCUGAGCUUCCCAGUGGUCCAUCUGCCCAGCAGCAUCAAACCCAGCUUGACUCCAUUUUUAUGCUGCUGGAGGAAAACAUUGUUAGUUUUGUGAAGAAUGAGCUGAAGAAGAUCCAGAUGGUUCUGAGAACAGAUGACCCAGAAGGCGUAGAGGGCCAGUGGGGGGAUAAGAAGGGGUUGGAAGGUGAGGAUGAAGAGCAGAGGUGGAGCAGAGAAGCUUUGGUAAAGAUCAGCCUGAAUUUCCUGAGGAAAAUGAAGCAGGAGGAGCUCGCUGAACGUCUGCAGAGCAUUACAGAGUCCACCUUACUGGAUGUCCUGCUGACAAACCUCAUCAGGGGGAAACUGCUUCCCUCUGCUCUCCUCUGGAUAACCACAAGACCUGCAGGAGCCAAUCAGAUCCCUCCUGAGUGUGUUGGCAUGGUGACAGAGGUCAGAGGGUUCAAUGACCCACAGAAGGAGGAGUACUUCAGGAAGAGAUUCAGAGAUGAGGAGCAGGCCAGCAGGAUCAUCUCCCACAUCAGUAGAUCUAGAAGCAUCCAGAUAAUGUGCCACGUUCCAGUCUUCUGCUGGAUCACUGCUACGGUUCUGGAGGAUGUGUUGGAGACCAGAGAGGGAGGAGAGCUGCCCAACACCCUGACUGAGAUGUACAUCCACUUCCUGGUGGUUCAGACCAAAGUGAAGAAGGUCAAAUAUGAUGGAGGAGCUGAGACAGAUCCUCACUGGAGUCCAGAGAGCAGGAAGAUGAUUGAGUCUCUGGGAAAACUGGCUUUUGAUCAGCUGCAGAAAGGAAACCUGAUCUUCUAUGAAUCAGACCUGACAGAGUGUGGCAUCGAUAUCAGAGCAGCCUCAAAAUACUCUGGAAUUUUCACACAAAUCUUUAAAGAGGAGAGGGGGCUGUACCAGAACCAGGACAAGGUGUUCUGCUUCGUCCAUCUGAGUGUUCAGGAGUUUCUGGCUGCUCUUCAUGUCCAUCUGAGCUUCAUCAAGAAUGGAGUCAAUGUGAUGGAAGAAGAAAAUAAAAAGAUUUCAUUUUUGUCUAAAUUAUCUAAGACAAUAAAACUAAGAAGUCUCCAUCAGUGUGCUGUGAACAAGGCCUUGCAGAGUCCUAAUGGACACCUGGACUUGUUCCUCCGCUUCCUCCUGGGUCUUUCACUGCAGACCAAUCAGACUCUCCUACAAGGUCUGAUGACAAGAAUGAGAAGUAGCUCACUGACCAAUCAGGAAACAGUUCAUUACAUCAAGGAGAAGAUCAAUGAGAAUCUAUCUGCAGAGAAAAGCAUCAACCUGUUCCACUGUCUGAAUGAACUGAAGGAUCACUCUCUGGUCCAGGAGAUCCAACAAUCUCUGAGAUCAGGAAGUCUCUCCACAGAUAAACUGUCUCCUGCUCAGUGGUCAGCUCUGGCCUUCAUCUUAGUGACAUCAGGAGAAGAUCUGAAUGAGUUUGACCUGAAGAAAUACUCUGCUUCAGAGGAGACUCUUCUCAGGCUGCUGCCAGUGGUCAAAGCUUCAAACAAAGUUCUACUGAAUGACUGUAACCUCUCAGAAAGAAGCUGUGACGUUCUGGCCUCAGUUCUCAGCUCCCAGUCCUCUAAUCUUAGAGAGAUUGAUCUCAGUAACAACAAGCUGCAGGAUUCUAGAGUGGAGCUGCUGUCUUCUGGAAUGAUGAGUCCAAACUGCAAACUGGAAACUCUCAGACUGAAUAACUGUAAUCUCUCAGAGAGAAUCUGCAAAGUUCUGGCCUCAAUUCUCAGCUCCCAGUCCUGUAAUCUUAGAGAAAUGGAUCUGAGUAACAACAAGCUGCAGGAUUCUGGAGUGGAGCUGCUGUCUUCUGGACUGAAGAGUCCAAACUGCAAACUGGAAACUCUCAGGCUGAAUGACUGUAACCUCUCAGAGACAAGCUGCAAAGUUCUGGCCUCAGUUCUCAGCUCCCAGUCCUCCAAUCUUAGAGAAAUGGAUCUGAGUAAAAACAAACUGCAGGAUUCUGGAGUGAAGCUGCUGUCUUCUGAACUGAAGAGUCCAAACUGCAACCUGGAAACUCUCAGACUUAGAUCCUGUAACCUCUCAGGGAGAACUUGUGAAGUUCUGUCAUCAGUUCUGAGGUCCAAGUGCUGCUCUCUGAGAGAGGUUGACCUGCAGAACAACAACCUUCAAGAUUCAGGGGAGAAGUUUCUGUCUGGUUCAGACUUUACUCUGGAAAUAUUCAAGGAGCCUGAUGGAGUCCGAUGGUUGAAACCAGGUCUGAGGAAGUAUUCCUGUCAGCUCACAAUCGACACAAAUACAGUGAGCAGAAAAUUGAAACUGUCUGAAGACAACAGGAAUGUGACAUAUGUGGAGGAGCUUCAGUCGUAUCCUGAUCAUCCAGACAGAUUUGAUUACUGGCCUCAGCUGCUGUGUAGUGAUGGUCUGACUGGUCGCUGUUACUGGGAGGUUGAGUGGAGAGGAGAAGUUUAUAUAUCAGUGAGUUACAGAAGAAUCAGGAGGAAAGGAAACAGUGGAGACGGUGUGUUUGGAUACAAUGAUCAUUCCUGGAGUCUGAGCUGCUCUGAUGGUAAAGCUUUCUCUGUCUGGCACAAUAAGGAGAAACCAUCUUCCUCCUCCUCCUCCUCCUUCUCUGUCUCUAACAGAGUAGCAGUGUAUGUGGACUGUCCUGCUGGCAUUCUGUCCUUCUACAGAGUCUCAUCUGACUCACUGAUCCACCUCUUCACCUUCAACACCACAUUCACUGAACCUCUUUAUCCUGGAUUCUGGAUCCGUUCUGAUUCCUUAGUGUUUCUGUGCUCAGUCUAAAGAGUCUCCUCCAGUCAGAGCAACUCUCUCCUAGUCAACAGACAGUUUAGUAUCUCCAU
Cyprinodon variegatus (sheepshead minnow) is the source of this 2951-nucleotide messenger RNA. Its product is annotated as NACHT, LRR and PYD domains-containing protein 12-like. Gene Ontology annotation, molecular function: protein binding. The record is from RefSeq and is a predicted model, not a curated record. The transcript has 10 exons. The coding region runs from base 1 to 2892 and encodes 963 amino acids. NCBI's taxonomy places the organism in Eukaryota, Metazoa, Chordata, Actinopteri, Cyprinodontiformes, Cyprinodontidae.